AUGGCCGCGGUCCGGGCGUUGCGGGGCCCGGAGGCGCUGGCGGGACCCGGCGGGACCCACGGGGCGUUCGCCUCUCGCACGGGGCUGCUGCGGGCGCUGAGGGCUCCUCCAGCCUGCCCGCCCCGGGACGUCUCCUCUCCCGGCUUUACCCGCCUCAGCCGGGCCGUUACCCAGCGCGCUGCCGCCCGCUUGGCCCCAGAGCAGCGGUGCUUGCCCGGGGUGUGCCCGAGAUUUAGAGUUGCUGCAGAUGAGGCUUAUUUGGAGGGGACAACCCCAGGCUUUGCGGUCUGGGACUCCUGCAGGACUGCAGGGGCAGAAGAGAGUGCGAGCAGCCAGGACUCUGCUGGCUCUGUGCUGCUGCUUAGAGCUGAGUCGAACACCCUUGGUGGCAGGAACAAGGACAGCAUUGGAACCCCCUUCACCCUAAACGCCCUCAGGACCGUAGCACUUCCCCAGGGUUUGCAGGAAGCCGAGCCGCCUCCCCGGCACAGCGGUGCUCGGAGCCCCGUGCUGCGGGGGCUGGCGGGCGGCACUGCCCGCGCUCGGCGCACGGAGCGGUGCCACCGGGGAACGGGGAGCGGGCACCGGGUCAGGGCUGGCCGCUGCCCCGGGACAGCACCUGAGCACAGCCCGGCCGGACGGCAGUGGGGAGAGCGCUGCCCCGCCGGGGCGCUUCUGGCGGGGCCGGGCCGGCACCGCUUCCCCUCGGGGCCCCCGGCCCCGCCGAGCGCCCCAUCGCCUCGGCCCUUCCCUCCGCAGAGCGCCGGCCGGCCGUGCCCGCAGCCGGACUUCGCCGGGGGCUCGGGCUGCGCUUGGCCCUGGUCCGCCCCCGCCGGGGUUUCCAAGGAGACCUGGGCCGCCGUCUGCGCCGCGGAGCCGCCGCACAGCCAGGGCCGGCCGCAGGGGCUCUCAUCCGCAGGCCAGGUCUGCAGCCCGCUGCUCCGUGCCCAGGACGCGGCGUGGCAGGGCGACCAGCUGUCCUCCCAGCUCUACAGAAACAAGCAGCUUCAAGAUACUUUGCUUCAGAAGGAAGAGGAACUUGCUAGGUUACAUGAAGAAAAUAAUAACCUCCGACAAUACCUGAAUUCUGCCCUGAUUAAGUGUUUAGAAGAAAAAGCCAAGAAACUACUGUCUGACCAUGGGCAAAAAACCUGUGCUAUCCUCAAAAGUACCAAGAGGAGAUUAAAAGAGGACCACUGCUUUGUUCCUCAAGAAACUCCUCAUGCUUCCAAAGCUAGAAGGAACCUCUUCAAUGAAUUCACUGCCUGCGAGGAGCAAGCCAGCCCUGCUGUGGACAGCUGGGUCUUGCAGACCUUAGGAUUAAAAGAUGUGAACACCAUUGAUGAAGCUUCAGCUAACUACAGUGCCCUGUCCCCAGACCUUGGGAAAGACACGUACUGCCUGAGCCCUGGGGGAGCAGCAGACUGUGAGCACAGGGAAGGAGCAGCAGCAGUGUUCAGCUGCAGCCAUGAGCCCCCAGGCAGCAGCAGCACCCAUCCAUGCAGCCAGGAUUCUCCCUUCCUUCCUCAGUUUUCUUCAGCACCAUGCAUCUCCUCACCAGUGCCGAGUGUUUCCUCCCUCCCAGCCUAUGGGUUGCCUUAUUGGACUGGUGGUUUGUCACCCAACAGAACAGAAGUGGCCUUCACCACGUGCCUGAGUCCCCACCGCAACGUGAGGACGCACAGCUUCCACCAGGGACAGGCCUUCGUGCGCAGGGACGACGAUGGCGGCUGGAGGUUCACCUGGGUGCCCAAGCAGCCUGAAUGAUGCACCUGGCCAAGGGCCAGCCAUAGAGGAUGGAGGAGUCACACCUCACCUUGUGCAUCAGACAGAAAAAGGGACCCCUUUUGGGCUGCUUUAAAUGCUACCCUGUCACUAACCCACUCCUCAUUCCCUCACAGAUUUUCACAGAUCUGACUCCAGAUUGCACUUGAACAGUUUUCUGCCCCAGAUGUUCAAACUGGAUUCCUUUCUCUUGUGCCUGUAUUCAGAUACCUGCUUUUGCUUCUUUCCUGGGGGUUUGUCAUCAGCUCCUCCUUGUUACUGGUAGUUUCCAGGCUGGAGGACUUUCACUUUUGAUGAUCACUUUCACAUGCACCAAACAGGAAAGCACUUUGGGAAUACACCUCUCUCCCUUUGGAAAUAGCACCUAUCUCACAGAUAUCCACAGAUAACAAAGGAGGUAUAGGUUGGAGGCUGAGGAUCAGCAGUUUCUAAGUGAUUUAUAUCUCUCUUGAGACAGAUAGCCUUGGAUUUAACAGGCACCCAUGGCUGCCUUAGGUGCAGCACAAGGCUGGCCUACCUGCAGUUCCAUGGUGCUAUCACGUUCUUUGAUGAUGCCUCAAAAUAAAAACAGGAUUUACUUCUAAUGCCUGGAGGCCACUUAGUUACAAGUGAUUCAGCAAGGUCAGGGGAUCUUCCUAAGGUGUAAUUAAUAGACUGAUGUGUUUACUAAUAUGUUUUAAAGGUAUUUUGUCUCUCAAUAAAGGGAGUUUACAUGUGGGGAGGCAGUAUCACUUAGUGGCUGGAGUGGGUCUUUGGGAACCCUAGCCUUCAAUGCCAGCUCCUGCCUCUCUGUGUCUGCCAGACUGGGAUGGGCUGAGGGUAAGACCAGCAUUACUUUGAGAAUGCUUUAAAAUUCUCUAAGUGAAGGUGCUUUAGCAUUGCACAGGACUCAACUGCCACUAGUGCUACUAAAUGAUAUGAAUAUUUGAGGAUACAAAGUCAAUGGCAUGAAGGAAGUUCACCAGUAACAUUUUCUGUUACCUUUGUUUUCAGUUCUACAGCAGUUUGAUGCCUAAGUAUCCAAAAUAGAUUGACUUGGUUAUUCUUGCUUUCAGAAUGGGGCCACAGACAUUGAGGAAGGACUUAAGUAAAAAUAGCCAAAACAGAGGGUUGUUUUUUUCAGUGGCUUAUUUUCAUAUAGAAAACAGGAUAUUCCUCUAUUUUUAGAGGAUAAAAAUAUCUUCUAAUAGCCUGUUGUGCCUUAGAAUUGCAAUAUUUUAGACACUCCAUCAGGAGCAGUAAUGAUUUCCCAAAGGACUUCUAAAUAAACAAACUAUAUUUCUGGGUAGUUACUUUAAACUAACUGUGGCAGACUUCCAGAACAGGCAAUAUGGAACCAUUGAUUGUAGGCAUUAUUUCACUGGAUUAAAAAGCCAACCAAACUCAAAAAACACCACAGACCCACACAACAACCACUGCAGAAGAAAACCACGACAAAAACUCACUAAAACCCAAAAAACCCAAACCAAAAAACGUUCAUUGAAUAAAUACAAGUAUUUGUUUGAAGAGCUUGCUGUAUUCUAUAAAAUUGUGGUAAAUUGAUGAAGACAAGGCCACUGUUUCUGUAGCACCUUUCUGCUUUUCAGUGAAAGCUGAAGAAAAAUCCUGUCCUAAAAACAACUCAUUUUUUUCUCAAUGUAUUUCUUUUCUAUUAUUCUCCCCUCACCCCACUAUGUAAGAGAGCAUUGAAGAAAAUGCUCCUAUCACUGGAGUUUUUGUUGAUGCAUGUGGUAGUGUAGAAAAUGCCUGAACUUAACCUGAGUAUGUGAUGGGAACCCCUGGUACAGGUGAUGUGGAGGAUGCACAGCAAGCUGGGAGUAAGGCAGUGUGGCCAGAGGACUACACCCAACACAGCUGUAGAUGCCACAUCUCUCACAGCAGCUGUAAAACAGAAGUAGAGAAACAUCUGUCUGUGUUUUCUAACACUAUAGGAUGCUAUUAUGUGUGAAUUUCAAUGCUAUGGAGUCAGCAGCACUAAUAAGUGCUUUUGUGCUACCAACAAAUCUUAAAUCAGGGCUUUUUUCUCUGAAGAGAGAGAAAAGCUUUCCAUUUUCCUGACAUUUGCUUUCCACAAUUUUAUAUCACUGCAUGUGAGAACUUCUCCUGCAGAGAGCCAGAACAAAAGUGUCAGAUCUUUGGUUUCAGUAGGAACAAACUGAUGCUUGAGCCUUUGCCAGCCUUUUGUACAGGGGUGACUGACCCUUUGUCUCAUUGCACAUAAAUUAUGAAUGUGAGGAAAUAAUUUACCUGAAUGAAUCCUCUCCUUUUCCAGUGGGUUCCUGAAUUUUACUCUAUAUGAAGGAUCUGAGUCCUGUUGGAGAGAUUUUUUUCUGAGCCUGACUUCACUGGAGUUCAUUUGGGUAGAGGAUCCCAUGGUGCUGCUCCUGUCAGCUGAUGGAUGCUCCUGAUCUGCACAUGCAGACUUAAAAUUCUGGUGUGGGCAGCUGCUUGAGCAAAGUUCUCUGUGACAAUGAUACUGCUGGGCACUGGAGCACAGGGAGCACACUGGAAAGGAAACAGAAAAAUCCCCAAAGCAUUUUAACAAGUAAGAGUGAUUUGUUUUACCCUGACACCACCAUUUGAAGCAAUAUUUCCUGAGUUACAUGAAGAAUAGAAACAGGGUUUGUUUAACACCAACCCACAGCAAGCAGAUCAGUGCAGUGAGCAAACCAUUCCUUUAGAUAAAUAUUGCCCCUAUUGCCAAAAGAAAGCCAUUGCUCAGCCUACCUCACCCUAAACUGCCUGGUUCCUCUGAAAAUCCUGCCUUCCUAGAGGUGUAAUAGGUGUGAAAAAUAAGUAAGAGGCUGAAGACAUCUCAUGGCAGAUUACUGUCACAUGGUGGGAUGUGAGGACAGUUACUGCCUGAGCUGGUGCUGGUUUGAUGAUAUGAUGAUUACCCUGCUGUGUCCCCAUGAUUUCCUUGGGCCUGGAAGCACUGAGGCUGCAUUAGCAUGGUGCAGUUCUUUGCCCUGCAGAGAUGUGGGGGAAAAGCUCUUGCUGGUACAAAGCCUAGGUGGGGCUUUGAAAUGGCUGUUCAGUCUUGUUUUGUGCUCCAUCCUCCCUGUUUGUCCUUUUGUAUCCAUUCCCAGUGGGGGAAAGAGGUUCAAAGCCACCCUGCUGCCCAUGGAAAGCAAAAAGCGGAAACAAAAUCCAGUUAUUCACACUGCCAUCACAACGAGGUAGCCAGGAGAUAGCAGAGACAAGUUUCAGCAGAGACAAGUUUCAGCUUGGUACUGUAUUUCUAAUUUCAAAAAAUCAGACAGCUGGAAACAAGAGCCAGAAGGCAAAAGUUCUGGGUUCUGAUGCUGCCUCUGAUGUCACAGUUGAUUUUUGUGCUUUGGAUUCUAUGGAAUUCACCACUGGACCAGUUUAUAGCUCUUUAACAAGACAACACAACUCUUGCUGCUGCAAACUCCAAGAAGUUCCCUCUUGCCAAGGAUCAGUACCAGGCCCAUAAAACUCUAGGAUGGGGAGCUAUGACUUGAAUGGCCAUAGGGCCCUGGGUGAUUCUUUGAGCAGCAGUGAACUCCCUUGUCUGUAAAUAUUCAUCUUGUAUUAACAUAAUUAGUUUUAUUUUUUUAUUUGAAGUUUGCUUUAUUAUGUGAAUGUAAUGUGCAGCUGCAUAGUUUAAAAUAAUCUAUGUUUCUAGAAAGGUAUACUAACAGAAAUGGAAGUUAAUUUAACACUUAAUAUGGUGAUGCUCCUGAUUUUUGUGAUUUAAAAUGGCCAUGAUGAUAUGUAAAUGUCAAUUUUACCACUGUCACUAAGUUAUGUCUAAUAAA
Messenger RNA from Melospiza melodia melodia, 5567 nucleotides. RefSeq names its product geminin coiled-coil domain containing (gene GMNC). Gene Ontology annotation, biological process: negative regulation of DNA replication; negative regulation of cell cycle. The coding region runs from base 1 to 1767 and encodes 588 amino acids. The transcript has 5 exons. The record is from RefSeq and is a predicted model, not a curated record. NCBI's taxonomy places the organism in Eukaryota, Metazoa, Chordata, Aves, Passeriformes, Passerellidae. Gene Ontology annotation, cellular component: nucleus.